Messenger RNA from Aspergillus niger, 324 nucleotides. RefSeq lists its product as hypothetical. The transcript is spliced from 3 exons. NCBI's taxonomy places the organism in Eukaryota, Fungi, Ascomycota, Eurotiomycetes, Eurotiales, Aspergillaceae. The coding region runs from base 1 to 324 and encodes 107 amino acids. The record is from RefSeq and is a predicted model, not a curated record.
AUGUCGAUCAGAAAAAGUAGUCCAACUUUGACAUCCCGAACACUACGCUCGACCUCUUCAUUAAGAACCACCACCAGCCCCGGCAUGGGAUCCGGAGCGAACUCUAUCAUAUUAAAUAACAAUAUUACUAAACUGUUCAACCACGUAACGCAAUAUGCGACUGGCUUGACAGCAGUUGCUGCAAGCUUAAAUAACUUGAACCCUAUGAGUAUAGCUGAAGCGGCCGUAAAAGAGGCUUCUGCUCUGUAUCUGGAAGAUACGACUGGCAAGAAAACGGUCGAAGACGCUCUCCGCGACGCCAAACAAGGGCAAGCUCCAACCUGA